GCCCCUCGCCGCGAGAUGCGGCCGCUCCUGCUGGUGCCCUUGCUGCUCGCCGCGUCCGCGUCCGCGUCCUCGGCUCCAAGGGUGAGGCGGAGCGAUGCCUGGGGCUCCUGGGGCGGCUGGAGCCCCUGCACACGGACCUGUGGAGGAGGCAUCAGCUUCCGGGAGCGCCCCUGCUCCGCGCAGAGGCCAGACGGGGGCCCCGGCUGCGUGGGACCUGCCCGGAGCUACCGCAUGUGCCACCCAGAGAGCUGCCCCGAGGGUGCCCCUGACUUCAGGGCCCAGCAGUGCGCAGAGUUUGACGGCCAGGAGUUCCAGGGGAGACGGUACAAGUGGCUGCCCUACUAUGCAGCCCCCAACAAAUGUGAGCUGAACUGCAUCCCCCAUGGGGAGAGCUUCUACUUCAGGCACAGGGAGGCCGUGACAGACGGGACACCCUGUGAGCCUGGCGGACGGGACGUCUGUGUGGAUGGCAGCUGCCGGGUGGUCGGCUGUGACCUCAGGCUGGACUCCACCCUGCAGGAAGACGAGUGUCUGCGGUGUGGGGGCGAUGGCUCCACGUGCUACCCCGUCACGGGCACCUUUGAUGCCAGUGGCCUCAGCAGAGGCUACAACCGGGUCCUCGUGGUCCCCGCGGGCGCCACCAGCAUCCGUGUGGAGGAGGGGGCGGCCAGCAGGAACUUCCUGGCGGUGAGGAACGUUCGAGGUGACUACUACCUCAACGGGCACUGGAACAUCUCGGCUGCCCAGGCCCUGCCCGUGGCCAGCACCCUCCUGCACUAUGAGCGGGGGGCAGAGGGGGACCUGGCCCCAGAGCGGCUGUAUGCCCGUGGCCCCACCUCAGAGCCUCUGGUCAUUGAGCUCAUCAGCCAGCAGCCUGGCCCCUGGGUGCUCUUCGAGUACCACCUGCCCCGGGCUGCUCCCCAGACCCGCGUCCGCUGGAGCCACGGCUCCUGGAGCGACUGCAGCGCCCAGUGUGGUGGAGGUCGGCAGUCCCGCCUGGUCGUCUGCACCGUGGACAGCGAGGCGUCCCCGGACCACGAGUGCCGGCACCAGCCCCGGCCGGCCGAGCAGCGGCCCUGCAGUCCUCAGCCCUGCCCGCAGACCGGCCACUGGAAGACAGGGCCCUGGGGCCCCUGCUCGGCUUCCUGUGGCGGCGGCUCCCAGUCCCGCUCCGUGCACUGCGCCUCGGCCGGGUGCUCGGGGUCGCGGGGGAAGCCCCCCAGCACCCGGGCCUGCGGCCUGCAGCGCUGCGCAGCCUGGAGCGCCGAGCCCUGGGGAGAGUGCUCCGGCAGCUGCGGUGCUGGGGUCCGGAGGCGGAAUGUGACUUGCCGGGGGGCCGGGGGCUCUCCGCUCCCCAGCACGGCGUGCUCCCGGGCAGACCGGCCCCCCCUCGCCGAGCCCUGUGCGCGCGACUGUCCCCACCUCAGCGACCGAGCCUGGCGCGUCGGCACCUGGAGUCUGUGCUCCCAGAGCUGCGACUCGGGCACCCGCAGACGCCGGGUCGUCUGUGCCCUGGGCCCGCCGGGCUACUGCGGGCGCCUGCAGCUGCCGAAGCCGGUGGCCGUGGAGGCCUGCAACGCGCAGCCCUGUCCUCUGCCCCCCGAAGUCCCUCACACGCAGGCUGUCAACACCAGCCCCAGACACUCCCCGACGUCUCUGGGCCUUUGGAGGACCCCCACCGCAGCGUCCAGAGACCAGGACCCCCACCUGCCAGCCUCAGGCCCAGCCCCGUCUCUGCAGCAGCCCCUGGGGUCUGACUUGGGGGGCCGUGACUGCAGACACAGCCCCCACGGAUGCUGCCCUGACGGCCACACUGCCUCCCUUGGGCCUCAGUGGCAAGGCUGCCCCGGGACCUCGUGUGAGCAGAGCAGGAAGGGCUGCGCCAGGGCUCAGAGACGUGAGGAUGCUGGGGGCGUGCCAGGGGCAGGAGCUCCUGCGGAACCCCAGGGCCAGCGGUCCCAGCAGGAUGAGCCCGGUGCCUGCAGGGGCUCCCGGUUUGGCUGUUGCUAUGACGACGUGGCCCCUGCGGCCGGCCCUCUCGGGGAAGGCUGUGCAGGUCAGCCCAGCUACGCGUAUCCAGUGCGGUGUCUGCUGCCCAGUGCCCUGGGCUCCUGUGCAGACUGGGCUGCCCGCUGGUACUUCGUCCCCUCCGUGGGCAGGUGCAACCGCUUCUGGUAUGGCGGCUGUCACGGCAAUGCCAACAACUUUGCCUCCGAGGGGGAGUGCAUGAGCAGCUGCCUGGGGGCCCAGCGUGCACCUCUCCGACCGGGACCCUCCCAUGCACCCAGGGCCUCUGCCCAGGGCACCCGUGGAGAGGGGGGUGGGAGCGGGCCCGGGCCCACAGGCCAGAGUAGGCCCUUGCCUUCUGGCGGCGGCGGCAUCUUUUGGCCAGAGCAGGAGCCCAGGCCCAGCGAGACCCACCGCACUCCACCCUACGCAGAACAGGCCUGGGGCCAGGAGCUUGGGCCCAGAGCCUCCACUCUGGGUGGGGGUGACAGGGGACCUGCUCCUCCCUCCCACGGCUCCUCCAGGGCUGGCUCGGAGCCUUCGCUGGUGCAGGCGGCCCAGGGGCAGCUGGUGCAGCUCUAUUGCCCAGACAGCGCCUCCCGUGCCGGGUGGCGGAAGGACAGACAGCCCAUUGCCUCGGACAGGCACAGGCUACAGCCCGACGGCUCCCUGCUCAUCGGCCCUCUGCGGGCGGAAGAUGCCGGCACCUACAGCUGUGGCAGCAUCUGGCCGGGCCGGGCCUCGCGGGUCCACCUUCGUGUGAUGGGGGGGGACGUGGCUGUGCUGAAGGAGGCUCAGCACAGGAACCCAGCCCAGAACCAUAGGAAGGACACCGUUUCCUCAUCACAGCUGAGGCCGCAGACCAGGCUCCGUCUGGACCGGAACCAGCCCGGGGUGGUGGAGGCGUAUCCCGGCCAGCAGAUCCGGCUCACCUGCCGUGCGGAGGGCUUCCCGCCCCCGACCAUCGAGUGGCAGCGGGACGGGCAGCGCCUUGCCUCCCCCAGACACCAGCGGCAUCCUGACGGCAGUCUGGUCAUCAGCCGCGUGGCCGCGGAAGACCGAGGCUUCUACGCCUGUGUCGCCUUCAACGGGCAGGACCGAGACCAGCACUGGGUCCAGCUCCGAGUCCUGGAGGGGCUGACGAUAACAGGGACGCCCUCCGCCGUGACGGUGCCUGAGGGGGACACGGCCCGGCUGCCGUGCGUGGUGGCAGGAGGAAGCGUGAACGUCAGGUGGUCCAGGAACGGGCUGCCGGUGCGGGCCGACGGCCGCCGCGUCCAUCAGUCCCCGGACGGCACGCUCCUGAUCCGCAACCUCGGGGCCGGGGACGAGGGCUCCUACACGUGCAGCGCCUACCGCGGGAACCAGAGCGCCAGCCGCAGCACGGAGGUGAAGGUGGCCCCGCCAGCACUGGUCGCCCCGCUGAGGGACCCCGGCAGGGACUGCAUUGACCAGCCUGAGCUGGCCAACUGUGAGCUGAUCCUGCAGGCUCAGCUCUGCGGCAAUGAGUACUACUCCAGCUUCUGCUGCGCCAGCUGUUACCGCACCCAGCCACAAGCCCAGCCCGUCUGGCAGGACUCACCUCGGCAUCACAGGCAGCUGCCGAAAGGUUUGCCUGAAGAUGGGUGAGGGCAAUUUUUAUGGCAUCGCAGGCCGGUCACUAGUGCGGACUAGAGCCCAGGCCCAGAUGAAUCUCAAACACAUCCCAGAGAAACUGGUGUGGGAAAAUGAGGCCAAUGUCACUGAUUCCUCACCCCACCCUCCAGGGAGGAAAUGACAAUUAAAAAGAAAAUCAGUAAUCUACCCACACCAAGUGGAAUUCAUCGCAGGGAUGGUUCAGUGUGUGUAAUACACCAAAAGGCUAAAAGCGUGUGGUUCUAUCAGAGGCUGAGAAAGCAUCCAGCCAGAUUCAACACCCAUUGAUGAUCCAGACGGACCAGAAAUCAGAAGGACCAUUUCUCAACAUAGUAAAGGUCCUACAUUCCACCAGGCCCAUGGCUGACGUCAUUCUCAGUGGGAAUAACAAAGCCUCCCCCUCAGAUCUGGAACUACAAGGACGGCCACUCUCUCUACUGUUCAACAGAGUCCUAGAGAUCCCUUUUCAAACAUUCAGGCAAGAGAGGCUGAGGAAGAAAUCAAGCUGUCACUGGCAGCAGCAGAUGGCAUAAUAGUAUAGAAAACCCUAAAGUCUCCACAGAAAACCUGUGCGAAACACCAGUUUCGUACAGUGGCAGAAUACAAAGUGCACAAAAAUAAAUCUGGGCAACUCUGCACACUAAAGGUGAGUCAGGGAAGGGAAAUGGAGAAAUUCCAUUAACAACGGCAUAAAAAAAAUACUAUCUUGGAGUGAAUUUUAAAACCUCAAGACGAACUGUUAAAAUGGUCAUGCUUUCAAGAGGGGUCUCCGGACUCAGCAAUCCCAGUGGCAUUUUUCAAGGCAAGUGAACAAGCCAAAAAUGUAUGUGGAACUAUGAAAACAGAACCAAAUUCUGAGGGGGAAAGAUGAAGGGAUCAUGCUCCCUAACUUCAGUUUAUAGUAUAAACUGUAAAGCAAUCACAAUUGAAACUAUGGGGUGUUGGAACCAAGGACCCAGAAAUAAACGCAUAUGAGUCAUGCCAGUGCACGGCAGAGUAGAAAGCCUCAACAAACGUAGCUGGGAAAACUGGACACCUAUGUGUAGGAAUAUGAAACCAGAUCACCACUUAACACCAAAAUUAAGCCUAAAACUAUAAAGUACACAGAAGACUUCAGUGAAACUCCAGGACCUUCACAUCAAAGACAUAGAUACUUGGAGACUUGCCCUGUCUUGGGCAAGGAUAAUU
Messenger RNA from Erinaceus europaeus (western European hedgehog), 4830 nucleotides. RefSeq names its product papilin, proteoglycan like sulfated glycoprotein (gene PAPLN). Lineage: Eukaryota; Metazoa; Chordata; Mammalia; Eulipotyphla; Erinaceidae. Gene Ontology annotation, biological process: extracellular matrix organization. The record is from RefSeq and is a predicted model, not a curated record. Gene Ontology annotation, molecular function: metalloendopeptidase activity; serine-type endopeptidase inhibitor activity. Gene Ontology annotation, cellular component: extracellular matrix. The transcript is spliced from 25 exons. The coding region runs from base 16 to 3636 and encodes 1206 amino acids.